UUUAUAUAUAAAAGAAAAAGCAGGCUUCGGCAGUCAUACAGUAAAAUUUUCGUAAAUAACUAACUUGUAAUUUUCGAUUCAAACCAAAUAAUAAUAAUAGAAAAAAUCAAACAAAAUGGUACGCCGUGGACGUUCAGCAAGCCCCCCACCAUCAGCCAGACGUAGCGCACCCGCGCCCGCACCUGCACCAAUGCCUGCACGUGCCGCCGCCCCCCCGCCAGCGCCCGUCCCAAUGGCGGCGCCACAAAGCGCCGUUGGCAUGCCGGCGGCACCGCAACAGCCAUCGAUGUUCCAGCAGAUGGCUGCCACCGCUGGCGGCGUUGCUGUAGGCUCAGCGAUUGGCCACACCGUCGGCCAUGGACUCACAUCCCUGUUCAGCGGCUCGGGCGAUAAGGAGGCAGCAGCGCCAGCCGCCGCAGCAGCAGCACCCCAGCAACAACAACAACCGUACUAUGCGCAGCCGACGCAGGCCAAUGAACCUCAAGGUGCCUGCGCCUGGGAGAUCAAACAGUUCCUGCAAUGCGCUCAGGGUCAGUCGGAUUUGACGCUCUGCGAGGGAUUCAAUGAGGCGUUGCGACAGUGCAAGGUGCAACAUCAUAUGCAAUAAAUAAAUUACACAGCAGCAACAACAACAACAACAACAACACCACAAAUAUCCUACUCCCCCCAAAAUGGCGAAAAUGUUGAGCUGAAGUUGUUAAUUUGUUUCGUUUUAUUUUCAUCGAUUAGUUUUUACAUACAUAAUCAAUAUAUAAUUGUUAA
Molecule: messenger RNA, 762 nt
Organism: Drosophila innubila
Lineage: Eukaryota; Metazoa; Arthropoda; Insecta; Diptera; Drosophilidae
Gene: Chchd2
Product: coiled-coil-helix-coiled-coil-helix domain-containing protein 2
Exons: 2
Coding region: 116-607 (163 amino acids)
Biological process (GO): mitochondrion organization
Cellular component (GO): nucleus; mitochondrion
Source: RefSeq, a predicted model, not a curated record